This is a messenger RNA of Kogia breviceps (pygmy sperm whale), 3057 nucleotides long. The record is from RefSeq and is a predicted model, not a curated record. Lineage: Eukaryota; Metazoa; Chordata; Mammalia; Artiodactyla; Physeteridae.
UCAGCCAGGGAAGCAGAGUCCUAUAAGCGAUAUAGAUUAAGGCUUUUGCUAUGGGAUGAAAGUUACACAGUUGUGGGAACUGUUUAAGCAUUCUCUCUAUGGUUGCUGCUCUGGAGUCUGGUAUUAAGAGGCUGAAAUCUGCAGGGCCAUCCGGUUAGGAAGGAAAGAUGAAUGUGAAGUGGGAGAGAGCAGGACACAUUGGAAUAAUCUCUGAGGACAAACUGGAACUCACAUCUAUCUCUCGCUGCUUUCCAGCCUCUGAGGUGGGUGACGUGCAGGGUAAGCUGAUGCCCUUCAUUGUAGAGGUACACAGUCCCCUGGACCAGGAUUCAACGCAGCUGAAGUAGGUGAUACCGUGGGAGCUGAAGGAACUGUGAAAGCCGGGCUGCGUCUCCAUGCCCACAAGACAUGCCAGCAGAUCAUCUAUGUCAGGCCAUACAUCUGUGGAUGGAUAUACUGAACCCCAUAUCCAGCCGACCAAAUCAAGUAGCAGACAGAACAUCCCUCGGUGUAGAAACUCCAUUACGUCAGCAACAGACGAACAGCCUCACAUUGGAAAUUACCGUUUACAAAAAACAAUAGGGAAGGGAAAUUUUGCCAAAGUGAAAUUGGCAAGACAUGUUCUAACUAGUAGAGAGGUUGCUGUGAAAAUAAUAGAUAAAACUCAGCUAAAUCCUACCAGUCUACAAAAGUUGUUUCGAGAAGUACGAAUAAUGAAGAUAUUGAAUCACCCUAACAUAGUAAAAUUGUUUGAAGUUAUUGAAACAGAGAAGACCCUCUAUUUAGUCAUGGAAUACGCAAGUGGAGGUGAAGUAUUUGAUUACUUAGUUGCCCAUGGAAGAAUGAAAGAAAAAGAGGCCCGUGCAAAAUUUAGGCAGAUUGUAUCUGCUGUACAGUAUUGUCAUCAAAAGUGCAUUGUUCACCGUGAUCUUAAGGCUGAAAACCUUCUCCUUGAUGCUGAUAUGAAUAUUAAAAUUGCUGACUUUGGUUUUAGUAAUGAAUUUACAGUCGGGAGCAAGUUGGACACAUUUUGUGGAAGCCCGCCUUACGCUGCUCCUGAGCUUUUCCAAGGGAAGAAGUACGACGGGCCUGAAGUGGACGUGUGGAGUCUCGGCGUCAUUCUCUACACGUUAGUCAGUGGCUCCUUGCCUUUUGAUGGCCAGAAUUUAAAGGAACUGCGGGAGCGAGUCUUACGAGGGAAGUACCGUAUUCCCUUCUAUAUGUCCACCGACUGUGAAAACCUCCUGAAGAAAUUAUUAGUGCUGAAUCCAAUCAAGAGAGGCAGCUUGGAACAAAUAAUGAAAGAUCGAUGGAUGAAUGUUGGUCAUGAAGAAGAAGAACUAAAGCCAUAUGCCGAGCCUGAACCAGAUUUCAAUGACACAAAAAGAAUAGACAUCAUGGUCACCAUGGGUUUUGCACGAGAUGAGAUAAAUGAUGCCUUAAUAAAUCAGAAGUAUGAUGAAGUCAUGGCUACUUAUAUUCUUCUAGGUAGAAAACCACCUGAAUUUGAAGGUGGUGAAUCAUUAUCCAGUGGAAACUUGUGUCAGAGGUCACGACCCAACAGUGACUUAAACAACAGCACUCUGCAGUCCCCUGCUCACCUGAAGGUCCAGCGGAGCAUCUCAGCAAAUCAGAAGCAACGACGCUUUAGUGAUCAUGCUGGUCCAUCCAUUCCCCCUGCCGUAUCAUAUACCAAAAGGCCUCAGGCUAACAGUGUGGAAAGUGAACAGAAAGAGGAGUGGGACAAAGAUGUGGCUCGUAAACUUGGCAGCACAACAGUUGGUUCAAAAAGUGAGAUGACUACAAGCCCUCUUGUAGGGCCAGAAAGGAAAAAGUCUUCAACUAUUCCCAGUAACAAUGUGUAUCCUGGAGGUAGCAUGGCAAGAAGGAAUACAUACGUCUGUGAAAGAACCACAGAUCGAUACACAGCAUUGCAGAAUGGAAAAGACAGCAGCCUCACGGAGAUGUCCGCGAGCAGCAUAUCUUCUGCAGGCUCCGCCGUGGCUUCUGUCCCCUCAGCGCGACCCCGCCACCAGAAAUCCAUGUCCGCUUCUGGUCAUCCUAUUAAAGUUACACUGCCGACCAUUAAAGACAGCUCUGAAGCUUACAGACCCGGCAGCACAGCACAGCGCGCGCCUGCUGCUUCCCCGUCCGCUUACAGUAUUAGCGCCGCCACCCCUGACCGGACCCGCUUCCCCCGGGGCAGCUCCAGCCGCAGCACCUUCCACGGGGAGCAGCUCCGCGAGCGCCGCGGCGCUGCCUACAACGGGCCGCCCGCUUCCCCCUCGCAUGAAACGGGGGCAUUUGCACAUGCCAGGAGGGGCACGUCAACUGGUAUCAUAAGCAAAAUAACGUCCAAAUUCGUCCGCAGGGAUCCAAGUGAAGGCGAAGCCAGUGGCAGAGCCGACACUUCAAGAAGUACAACAGGGGAACCGAAAGAAAGAGACAAGGAGGAGGGUAAAGAUUCCAAGCCACGUUCUCUGCGGUUCACGUGGAGCAUGAAGACCACGAGUUCCAUGGACCCCGGUGACAUGAUGAGAGAAAUCCGGAAAGUGCUAGAUGCAAAUAACUGUGAUUACGAACAGAAAGAGCGGUUUUUGCUUUUCUGUGUCCACGGAGAUGCCAGGCAGGACAGCCUGGUGCAGUGGGAGAUGGAGGUCUGCAAGUUGCCACGGCUGUCCCUCAACGGGGUCCGCUUCAAGCGAAUAUCCGGGACUUCUAUUGCCUUUAAGAACAUUGCGUCUAAAAUAGCAAAUGAGCUUAAGCUGUAAAGAAACUCAAAUUUACAGGAUCAGGGAAGAUGCAUCCAUGUAUGAGGUACAGUUUUUGAAUGUACUGGCAGUGCUUAAUGUGAUUGGCCUGUGAAUCUCCUCAUGUCGAUUUUGCCCUUACUGCAAUAAGGUUAUACAUAGUUAUGAACUGUAAAAUUAAAGUCAGUAUGAACUAUAAUAAAUAUCUGUAGCUAAAAAAGUAGGUUCACAUGUACAGGUAAGUAUAUUGUGUAUUUCUGUUCAUUUUCUGUUUAUAGAGUUGUAUAAUAAAACAGAUGAUUGCCUA